AUGCCAAGUUGCGGUGCUAUACAAUCGAUAUUUUCCAAUUCUGGGUUGGGUUCAGUCUUCUUGAUUAAGAAUUUGGAUGCUGGAAAGGAAUUCGUUGUAAAAGAGUCGAAUGAAGAGGGAAUGUGGAAUAACUUACAAUGGAGGAAUUCGAAAUCUGUUGGGUAUUCACCGUUAGUGAAAGAAAAUAGAAGGAGAAGGGGAGUUGUUUUCUUAAAAGGGGUAGCAAAUUCCAUGAGCGGAUUAAUUUUAGACAAAGAAAGAGAGCAGCUUUCACCAUUGGAACAGAGAGUUAACAAGAAAUGGGUAGAAACACGCCAACACGGGAAAUUAUAUAAAGAAUUUACAGCAUUGCAUUUGUCUCAGGAAAUUCGAGCUCAAGAGGGAUGGGUAUGGACUAUCAAAUUUGGAUGGGAUACGCAUUUUCUUGCAAGAGCUUGUGAAGACAGGAUAAUACGUGUGUUGGAAGUGCAGGAAUGUGAGGUUAGACAGCCCAAUGAUUUGAGUUCAGUUAGUGGCACACCUUAUCAUCCAGUGGGCUGUUCAUUUUCUUCUCGAACUUCGCUUGCAGAGAUUACACCGUUGCCUUCAGAGAAGAGAAAAAAGGGGAGAAUCCACAAAAUAAAUGGUAACUCAAUUUACUAG
This is a messenger RNA of Fraxinus pennsylvanica, 642 nucleotides long. The record is from the annotation of a GenBank genome assembly. Lineage: Eukaryota; Viridiplantae; Streptophyta; Magnoliopsida; Lamiales; Oleaceae.